GUAACUACCAGUCGCCCUUAUAGGCUGCAGGCAGGCAGUGUUGAGGGUUGUAAACGAAAAUAAAGUUUAACACAUUCAAGAUAGAUGGAAUCAAAAUGACUUGAAAGAAAGUGAACUGAACUUGAACCGACCGAAUCUAAAAUGACAAAUCCCCAACCGGACCUGUUUCAGCCGACACAGAUACACAAAACCCGCACGGCCACACCUCUUCUGUAACCAACAUCACCGUUCUACAUUUUACCAAAAACCCUGUAAAUAAACCAAUGACUUCAAGUUCCACCCCAAAAACCCUGGCCAAAACCCUCCUCAAAACCCCACAAUCUUUAAAAACCAAAUCCCAAGCGAAAGAACUCCAUGCCCAAUUUCUCAAAACCCAACCCCACUCUCCUUCUUCAACUUCCAUUCUCAUUUCCAUAUACACAAAUUUCAACCUUCUACACGACUCCCUCUUUCUCUUCAACUCCCUCAGCUCCCCUCCACUUCUUGCUUGGAAAUCCAUCACCAAAUGCUUUGCAAAUUCUGGCCUUUUUCUAAAUUCCUUAACUUGUUUUGUCCAAAUGCGUGGUCUAGGUAUAUACCCAGAUCAUAAAAUGCUCCCUUUUGUUCUUAAAGCUUGUGCUUUUGUAAAGAACUUGAGGUUGGGUGAGUCUAUUCAUGGUUGUAUUAUUAGGCUCGGUUUGGACUUUGAUUUGUUUACAGGAAAUGCCCUUUUGAAUAUGUAUGCAAAAUUUCAAAGCUUAGAAGUGAAUGGGGGACAUAAAGUUUUCACCUUCAAUAUGCUUGAUGGAAUGCCAAAAGGUAAUGAACUUUGCGGCAAAUUAGCUCAAAAGAAGGGCAGAAAUGUUUUUCAAUUGGAUAGUGUGAGAAAGGUUUUUGACAUGAUGCCAAAAAGGGAUGUUGUUUCUUGGAAUACGGUAAUUGCAGGGAAUGCACAAAAUGGAAUGUAUGAAGAAGCUUUGAGGAUGGUUAGGGAGAUGGGGAAUGCUAACAUGAAACCUGAUUCAUACACUUUGUCUAGUGUACUUCCUAUAUUUGCAGAAUAUGUGGAUGUAAUGAAAGGAAAGGAGAUUCAUGGAUAUGCAAUCAGACAUAGGUUUGAUUCUGAUUGGUAUGUAGGAAGUAGUUUGGUUGAUAUGUAUGCCAAUUGUUCUCGGAUUGAAGAUUCAUGCCGUGUAUUUAAUUUGUUCCCUCAAAGAGAUGAUAUUUCUUGGAAUUCGAUUAUUGCAGGGUGUGUACAGAACGGUAUGUUUGAUAAAGGUCUGAAUUUAUUUCGCCAAAUGUUAACAGCUAAAGUAAGGCCGAGGGAUGUUUCAUUUUCAAGUAUUAUGCCAGCUUGUGCUUACUUGACGACACUGCACCUAGGGAAGGAACUUCAUGGAUACAUAAUUCGAGGUGGAUUUGAUGAUAAUGUGUUUGUAGCCAGCUCACUUGUUGACAUGUAUGCCAAAUGUGGAAACAUCAAGGCAGCAAGGUGGAUUUUUGAUCAAAUGGAAUACCAUGACAUGGUUUCAUGGACGGCUAUCAUCAUGGGAUAUGCUUUGCAUGGGCAUGCUCAUGAGGCCCUUUUGUUAUUCAAGCAGAUGGAAAUGGAUGGGGUUAAACCCAACUAUGUAUCGUUUAUAGCUGUCUUUACCGCUUGUAGUCAUGCUGGAUUGACAGAUGAAGCUUGGAGGCAUUUCAAUUGUAUGACCCAGAAUCAUGGCAUUACACCAGGCUUGGAGCACUAUGCUGCUAUGGCAGACCUUCUUGCUCGUGCAGGAAAGUUGGAAGAAGCCUAUGAGUUUAUCUCUAGCAUGCAUAUUGCACCAGCAGGUAGCAUUUGGUCAACACUGUUAUCUGCUUGUAGAGUCCACAAGAACCUUGAGUUGGCUGAAAAGGUUGCCAAAAGAUUAUUUGAAGUUGAUCCAGAAAACGUGGGAGCUUAUGUUCUGAUGUCAAAUAUAUACGCAGCUGCACAGAGAUGGAAAGAUGCAGCAAAGAUGAGAAGCUCAUUGAAGAAAAAAGGCAUAAGAAAGGAACCAGCUUGCAGCUGGAUAGAAGUUAAAAAUAGGGUUCAUACUUUCAUAUCAGGAGAUAAAUCACAUCCUCUUUAUGAGAGAAUAUAUAAGGCUUGGAAAGAUCUUUUGGAACAGAUGGAACGAGAAGGGUAUAUUCCUGACACGAGUGAGGUUUGCCAUGAUGUUGAGGAGGAGCAGAAGAAAUACUUGUUAUUUAGCCAUAGUGAGAGAUUAGCUUUAGCUUUUGGCAUCAUUAGCACCCCUACUGGGACAACCCUUCGAAUAACCAAGAACAUUCGCGUUUGUGUGGACUGCCACACAGCUAUAAAGUUCAUGUCAAAGAUUUCCCAAAGAGAGAUAAUUGUACGGGAUAAUAGCAGAUUUCACCAUUUCAAAGAUGGCAAGUGUUCAUGCAGAGAUUAUUGGUAACAGGCUGGCAGUGAAACAAUGUUGAGCUCUAAACCAUUGAUCAUCCAAAGGUGUAAGGAAUCUUACAUGCAGUUUUCGCUCUAAUUGUGAGCUUACUGGAGAAGCAGUUAAGGAAUUAGUCAGCCCAUAUUUCAUGAACUUAAUUUUUCCUUUUAACAAUGUCUUGUUGGAGGAUUUGCUCAACUGGAAAUUCAAGUGAUUUACAAUCCUUUUGCAUUGAACGAGCAAAAAGAGUUUAAAGAAAAGGGAAGAAUCGAGUGAAAAACAGUUUAAAAUGUAAAUUUUUUUGACAUAUCGUUGCAUAUACAGCAAUGCUUUUAAUUGAAAGGACAAGAAAAUUUGUUAUGGGCAUAUUGAACGUAGCUCACAUGCAGGAAAAAUUACAACUAGCAGGACAAAGAAUAGGAUCCAGGGAAUUGCAGAUGCUGAUUGGGGUUAAAAAAUGAGGAAAAAUUUCAGAAAAGCAACAUCCCAAUUAUCAAUUCAUCAUGUAUUACACCUGAAUAAGAAAUCAACAAAUAAAGUUAUUGCUCUCACUUA
Theobroma cacao (cacao) is the source of this 2966-nucleotide messenger RNA. Its product is annotated as Tetratricopeptide repeat (TPR)-like superfamily protein. The record is from RefSeq and is a predicted model, not a curated record. Gene Ontology annotation, molecular function: protein binding; RNA binding; zinc ion binding. NCBI's taxonomy places the organism in Eukaryota, Viridiplantae, Streptophyta, Magnoliopsida, Malvales, Malvaceae. Gene Ontology annotation, biological process: RNA modification.